CCUCCUGUACCAAUCUCUCUCUAUUCCCUAUAUGCGGCUUGCCUCUCCACAGCGCCGAGUCGCCUUAAUAGCGUAGGGCGGAACGAUUGGGAUUUCGUCACAUCCGUCCAUUGCUUGUCUUGUCUUGUCUUUCUUUUGCUCGUUGGUUGUUACAGUAGUGGUACUCAACACCGCAAUGUCAGCCAUGUCGAUCCUUGAGCCAGAGGCUGGUAUCUUCUACGCAGUCUGCUGGGUUGUGGUCAUAAUUCGCCUCAUCUCGAGGCGAAUGCAUCUCGGAGCAUGGAAACAUCUACAGCUGGAUGACUACCUGAUCGUUAUGGCCAUGGUCACUGCUACCGUCCUCCUUCUUCUCAUGCAAGAAGUUGUCAAAACCAGCAGCAAUCUCAUUCCCGCGGAUGAGGAUGUCUCGACGUUGUCUGAAAAUGACAUUAUGACGCGCGUAUAUGGCUCCAAGUUGGUUCUCGUUGUGGAGCAAAUGCAAAUUGCGACAAUUUGGCUCAUCAAAGCCUGUCUCCUCAUCAUGUACAACCGUAUGACUCUUGUUCUACCUCAGCAUAUCUUCGUACAAGCCACAGCUGUAUAUGUCUUCCUUGGCUUUGUCGUCAUGGAGAUUCUCUACUUCGGUGUCUGGUGCAGACCUUUUAACCAAUAUUGGGCGGUUCCCACGUAUUCUGUUCAGUGUUCUGCAGCGACAAACCAUCUGAUCACCAACGCGGUUUUGAAUAUCAGUUCCGACUUGAUCAUCAUCAGCAUACCAUUGCCGCUCCUGUUCAAGGUUCGUCUACCAAUGAAGAACAAGAUCGUUCUCUUCGUAAUCUUCCUCAUCGGCGCGUUCACAAUUGUGGCGGCCAUCCUCAACAAAUACUACUCGUUUACCCAUCCAUUUGGAACGGAAUGGACAGUAUGGUAUCUACGAGAAUCAUUUACCGCGCUGCUUUGCGCCAACCUCCCCUUGACGUAUCCACUCAUCCAACGCAUCUUUAAGUUGAAGAACUGGAGCCACAACUCAAGCGCCACAUACGGAACACAAUCACAAACACAGACGACAGCGAGAUUUAGUUGGGCAACCCGUAAGAUCAUGUUCAAGCCCAAGGCUUUACACAUUGCCGGCAGACGGCCAGAGAGUCAGGAAAGGAUACACCAUUCAUUCGACACUCAAAACGCAGGAAACAAUGCACACUUCAUCACCAGCGCAAUUGCGAUGGAGGACGUGAAGUCGGCAGACAUGUCGAGUAUAGGCAGUCCAGGGACAUCUAACACAUGGCGGAGUAGUCAUGUCAGCAGCAAGGAUUUUGCAUUCUCCCACGCGGUCUGAUGUUUUGAUUUUAUCUAGCCAGUUUUUGGCACGCAGAAAUUCCCGAGAGCGCCUAUUAUACCCAAUAUUAGACUUCAUUGAUUCGCAGAUGGUCUUUGUUUGAUUGCGGCUAAUGACUAGGAAACCUUCGGUCCGCAUCAUGACGCACUGUCGAGAUUUGUCUCCUUCGAAGUCAUCAUUCCAUUACGGGGGCUACUGCUGCUACUGAUAUCAUUUUGGGCAAGCUCACAAACUUACAGUCAAUACGAUGAACGUCUCACGA
Dothidotthia symphoricarpi CBS 119687 is the source of this 1577-nucleotide messenger RNA. RefSeq lists its product as uncharacterized. The coding region runs from base 176 to 1315 and encodes 379 amino acids. The record is from RefSeq and is a predicted model, not a curated record. The transcript is spliced from 6 exons. Lineage: Eukaryota; Fungi; Ascomycota; Dothideomycetes; Pleosporales; Dothidotthiaceae.